AUGUUUUUAAAAAAAAUAUUUACCCUGAUUUUUAUACGACAAGAUAAUCAAAUACUUUUAGGUUUAAAAAAGCGAGGUUUCGGUCAAAACAAAUGGAACGGGUUUGGUGGUAAAGUAGAGCUCAAUGAAUCCGUUAUGGAAGCAGCGGUUCGCGAAUUGAGAGAGGAAUCUUGUUUGAUGUGCAAAACAACCGAUUUAAAGAACAUUGGUCAUUUAGAAUUUACAUUCGAAGGUGAUUCUACGAUGAUGGAUGUAAGAGUCUUCUCGUCCAGUAUUUUUGAAGGAACACCGACAGAAACUGAAGAAAUGAUUCCAAAGUGGUUUGACUGUGAUAAGAUACCGUUUCAUGCCAUGUGGCCAGAUGAUAGUUUGUGGUUUCCAUACAUGCUGCAGGGUAAACUGUUUUAUGGACGUUUCCAUUAUCAAGGUUUUGAUAAAAUUUUGAAUUACACUAUUGAGGAAUUGGAAUCUAUGGAGACAUUUUAUAACAAAAGCAAGUAA
Parnassius mnemosyne (clouded apollo) is the source of this 501-nucleotide messenger RNA. NCBI's taxonomy places the organism in Eukaryota, Metazoa, Arthropoda, Insecta, Lepidoptera, Papilionidae. The record is from the annotation of a GenBank genome assembly.